Molecule: messenger RNA, 2181 nt
Organism: Clavispora lusitaniae ATCC 42720
Lineage: Eukaryota; Fungi; Ascomycota; Pichiomycetes; Serinales; Metschnikowiaceae
Gene: DSL1
Product: Dsl1p
Source: RefSeq, a predicted model, not a curated record
AUGUCGAUAGCAGAGAAGUUGGCUUUGAAUGAUGUGGCGUUGAGAGAGUCGAUUCAGAGCUUCCACUCCAUGUGCGAAACAGUGGACGCUACAGAGGUUUAUAAUGAUAGCAACUUCCAUCAAAAUGUUGCCCACUCGACAGACUUACAGAAUCUAACGCUUUACCAAUUAAACGCUAAACUAGAAGAAGCCGAAACUGCCAGCAAGUAUCUUAAUUCCCUCUGGCUCAUAAGGGCCUUAAUCCAAGAAAUCAACUCCCUAUUUGAUCCUGUUGGAGAAGGAUCUCAAUAUACUUGCGAUAAGAAUGAGCUCCUAGCAGUUUAUGAGAAUUUGAAGAAACUCAAUGGCAAGAUUGAUGAAAUUGGGGGAGAAAACUUGUCUAUCAAUUUCGCUCUUAAAACAUGUUACAAUGAGCUAGUGGACCGCUUGAUGGAGAAAUUGGUAGAAAUGUUCUCGCGAUUCUUCCCAAGUCCCCAUGAUGAUUUGCAUCAUACUAUUGUUUUCAAAGUCCAUGUAAAUGAAAUCUCAAUGUCGUUGAAGGAAUUUCAAUCAUUCUUUGCAGAAGUUGAGAAUCAUUUCUCUAGAAGCGACAUCAGCGACCUAUUGAAGAACUUAAGGCUGGUGUGGGAUAAAAAAAUUCUCGAUAUGCUAAUCAAAAGACAGGGUUUCAUUCUGGUUAUCGAAGAAGGCUCAGCAGUAACAUUAGAACUUACAAAACCUGGCAGUUUAAGAAGGUCUCUCACCAACUUGUAUUUCAAAUCCUUGAGACAUUUUAUCCUGUUUGUCAACCUUUUAGAUAAUCGGGCUUUCAAGAACUAUUACUCCACAAAAAUUUCCAAUGAUAUGGUACAAGCUGUAUCCGAGAACAUAAGAUUGUUCAUGAAUAACAAAGAGCAAUUAAGGGAAGAACUUGUGGAAACAUUACAGCUUCUUGCCAGCUCUGGGUGGUCUGUGCCCAUUAGAAACACAUUCAGUUCUCUUGAUAAGAUUGAUCAAGGUCUUCAGAAUAUUUAUAACUCUUGGGUGGUAGACAAAUAUAUCAAUGAAGCUCGCGAGGUUUUCAACGCUGAUGAUUUUGAAUCGCAUUUCAAAAAUUUAAAGGAUGCAUCUUACGAAACUAAAAGGGAAGAGUCAUCCAAAGGAGAGGAGCAGUGGGAUGAUUGGGGAUCCGAUUCAGAAAGUGAAACUGAAAGCAAUCAUGACGAUUGGGGAUCUGGUGAAAGAAGCAGUGAAGUCGAAAAAUCCGAAAAGAACGGAAAUAAUACAGAUGGCGACGAUGAAGAAGAUGCUUGGGAUGAUUGGGACGACGGAUGGGACGACGAGACGGACGAAAGAGCGAAUAAGACUGAAAAAAAGUCAUUCACGUCUAAAACUACGACACUGGGACCUGAAACAAAUCUUUCUUCUCCGACCAUCAAGUAUACUUCUAUUCCGUUUAAAUUGAGUGUUGUCAUCGCUAAAUUUAUGAAAGAGUCCAAUAAUGGGGAUCCUCAAGAUAUUUUAGAUGCAAUUGCAUCAUUGGCUUUACUUUCGUAUCCUAAGCUUACAUGCCUGUUUUUGCUUUUCAAUGAUUUGAAAAGAAUUAAGACUUCAAGCACUUACUUGAGUGACUUUGCUGACCAAGAAUGGAAUCACACUCGUCAAAAUGUUUUCGAUGACGUAACACAUGUGUUGGGUACCAUAGAUUACGGAAACGAAGAUCUCGAUGAUGAGCAUGAUCUGUUCGAAGUAAAAUCUAAGCUUGACCAAUACCGAAAAAUAAUUAAUGAUUUAUUUUUGCAGGACCUCGAAAGCACAAAUUCUGAGAUGUUUAAAAUCUUCAUUACUGAGUUGAUCAAUUUUACAAACAACUUAAUUCUCGAGAAUAUUUUGUCAAACAAAGAGAUCAGUGAGGCACAGUCAGAGAAGUACACUAAUGUCUUGCAGGGCUUGCAAAGCAUUGCAGAAGAAGUGCUUCAACGGACCAAGCAGGAUUUCACCGAACUUGCGUCCUACAAUAAGCUGAAACAAGCCAUAAUUUUAUUGAACAAUCACUUGAAGGAGAUCAUGGACUAUUUCUAUCAAGGAGAAUUGUAUGAUUUUACUACUGAGGAAUUGAUUCAUGUCAUAAAAAGUGUAUUCGUUCCCAGUGAUUUGAGAGAGAACUGCAUUGGCGAUAUAAUUGAAAUCAGGAAUAGCUAG